Messenger RNA from Alternaria rosae, 1305 nucleotides. RefSeq lists its product as uncharacterized. The annotation marks the transcript as partial. Gene Ontology annotation, molecular function: nucleic acid binding; zinc ion binding. The record is from RefSeq and is a predicted model, not a curated record. NCBI's taxonomy places the organism in Eukaryota, Fungi, Ascomycota, Dothideomycetes, Pleosporales, Pleosporaceae. The transcript is spliced from 4 exons.
CCAGGUCCCUAUGGUCCAAACAACCCUCCGCCGCCUCCGUCCGAGCCCCCGCCCAGAGCAAGCGAAAUUCGGGGUCGAAGUUCCGAUGAUGUGGAUGGUGAGAGAAUGCAAGGUCGGCGCCGUCCACAGCUAGUUGUACGAAAGCGUGAUUACGCCCGGGCCGAAGAAGAACUGCGAGUAAGACAACGAGAUUGUGAUCGCAGUCGUUCGCCUGCCCGUCAUCAGGAUAUCUGGGAUGAGAAAGGUCGCCGUGGUGAGCGAGCCCGGUAUCGAGAACGCUCACCGCUGCGUCGUGAGCCCGUGGAGGUGGACCAGCAGCGAGACGAUCGGAGGCCAGAGAAGGCAGAGUACCAACGGUGCUUUGCUUGUAACAAGAAAGGCCAUAGAGUUGCUGAUUGUAAAGCCGCCUUCACCGACAAGAAGGGUUGCUUUCGAUGUGGAGAACGAGGACAUAUUGCCCGUGCUUGCAAGGUUCGAGUUGGCCAGAUCAAGACGGAUGUUGGGGUUGCUGCCAAUGAGUCGAAGGGUAUGGCCGGUCGAUACGGUGACCGGGAUGACGAUAGGUAUCGGUCGCCCAAGCAGGAUGCUGUUGAUGGACACAUUGCCGAUUACGCCUUCCGAACCGGUCGCAUGAGAGAUGCGAGUCGACUGGACGCUCAUAUCCAGCAUGUGUACGGCCAAGAUCAAGAUGCACAGCAACAUCAUCGGGAUCAGUCUAGUGAGGGGCCUUCGCGUUCAGGCUACUUCGUCGAGGACGAAGUGGACUGGGACGACGACGCACUGGAGACGGACGAUAUAGCUCCCGCAGUGAGAAUGAGCACAGGGCGCAAGAUUCCGCAGCCUGAACAACUGACGCACGAGGGGCCUCACCGCCAUCAUCAAGCAAAGUCAGCCAAAGAGCCCAAGCUAGGCCUGCCGCACCUCCAGGAUGCUGACACAGAGGAGUUCCCACCGACAGCCCACGACCUCCGCGGCUACGACUACCGUAUCUUCACCACGUACGCCAGCAAGCCCAAACCUCAGCGCUUCGUCAACGGCGCCAACGGGAAGGUCGCACCAGGAAUGUACGGCUCCGAGCAGCGCCAUGAUCUGGGACUUUGCUUCACCACAUACCUUACGAAGAAACGCUGUGAGAUGGGAGUCCGCUGUCCUUGGCGCCAUCAUCCGCUUUCGAAUUCUGAGCGCGCUUGGAUCAUUGUAUACGGCAAGCAGAAGGGAAAGGAGUUCAUUGAAAAUGUUGAUAGGUGGUGGUCAUUUCCUGAGGUACCGGUACCGGGUGCGACUAUGCAGGGCCUGGGUGAUGAC